CUUUUUUCGCACAACCAGGCACCCGGGGACUUGGGCCUUGGACAUUUUUCUGGUUUACCUUUUGGUCCAGGAUCAGGAUUGUCCACGCCCACGCCAGAGAGCAAGUAGUGUGCCAAGGCUGGAUAUUACGACAUACUGCCCUCCGCGCGUGGCAGACGCUUCUGACGAUUUCGAUCCGGCCUGGGUUCAUGGUUGUCCUUGCCUGUCCCUGCCUGGCCUGCCCCAGCCCGACCGACCGUUUGCCCAGUCAACCCACUCAAGUGCGGCUAUUAGGCCCCUCUCCCGUGUUUUUCAACGUUGUGAGGCGAGGUCUCCAUCACCGAGGGUACCUGACUCUCUGGAUCCCGUUUUUACUUUGGCAGGUCCUCCGUCACCACGACAGGUGACCCACGACGUGCCUGGCCUUACACCGUCUGUGCAGACUGCCCUGUCCUUUUUACCAACCAAGGCCCGCGCCCCCGGCCUCGCUGCUCGCUCGCUCAACGUGCUACGUCGUUAUGGUUCCCAGACUCCUCGACAGUCCGGCCGACGUCCAAGUGUAGCAACCCUCUCGCCCACAGCCCACAGCAUCUCGAUCCGAGAGCAUCCUCUUGUCCCUCGUGCCACUCCCCCCCCCCGGGCUUGAGUAAAAGAAGAACCCAAAAGGUCUCUUUUGGAAUUGCUCCCCACAGGCGCAGGCUCUCCGGAACUGAUCGACGGAAAAGCCAUUUUCGAUGAGCGCCAUACUUUCCCAUACAGCUCUCAACUCUUCAACCUAGCACCGCCGCCCCCAGGCCACCACUCCCCACUGCGGAAGAGCACCGAACACCCGGGACCAUACCACCUCAAUACUUCGCCUACCACGGAGACAGUACGACGGUUCCCGACGACACGCACGUUCAUUCCUGACUCGACCGAACAGCAUGCCCGCCCCCCUCGCAUAGCAUCGCAUACGAACAACAGCUGACGCGACUGCCCUGUAUACUCGCAUUCGAAGCUGACGUUGUGGAGACUUUCGCUCCGGUUUGUUGGGACUGGGAAGCACCCGAGCAGGGCUCUCCCACAACAGGCGCCCGUGCCCGAGUAUCGUGACCGUCCUCCGAACCUUGAGCGACAGCUUUUGCUACUCUUGGACCUGCUUCAUCGACAGUCAACAGCGCCGGCCUCACGAGGCCUUGACCGCACACACUAAUUCUAUGCCGAGGCGAUAACCCGCCUUCUGCAUGUCGCCGAAAUUACAAGAGGUGUUUGGGGAGCUGGGCAUCUCGCAAUACCUCGAUGUCUUUCUCGACCAGGGCUUUGAUACGUGGGAAACGAUCCUCGACAUUACCGAAUCGGACCUAGACGCACUUGGGGUGAAACUUGGUCAUCGACGGAAAUUGCAAAGAAGGAUUGCCAAUGCCAGAGGGGUAGCACCUGACGUGGCAUUGGCCUCGCCGACGAGGGCAAGUGCCGAGGACGUCCGCGCCGGCACCGAGGUGCAGAAGCCGGAAGCCCCUGCGCUGCCGUCCACAGACUCCCGAGAAAAUGUCAAUGGUGUGGUCCAGAAGCGCAAAUAUCGGCGGCAUCCCAAGCCGGACGAGAAUGCACCAGAGCGCGCACCUUCGGCAUACGUUUUAUUCUCCAAUAAGAUGAGAGAAGAUCUCAAGGGUCAAAAUUUAACCUUCACUGAGAUUGCCAAACUGGUCGGUGAGAACUGGCAGGCGCUAACUCAGGCCGAAAAGGAGCCCUAUGAACGGGAUGCCCAAGCGGCCAAGGAGAAGUAUAACCGGGAUCUGGCCGAAUACAAGAAAACGCCAAACUACAAGAAAUAUCUCCAGUAUUUGCAAGAAUUCAAAGCCAAACAUGCUAAUCACCCCCAAGAUAAAGAGGUAUCCAAGAGAGUGAGGCUGUCCGAUCCAAACAUUGGGGAAUCAGCGGCUGUCAAUGGCCACUCAGGCCGGGUUGUGAGGGCGGGGAGCAUUGGCGAUCACAACGGCGAACCGGCAGCAAGACGGCAAAGAAUUGGGUCAAUUGUUUCUAAUGGCGAAUCGUAUUACGCACCAUCCGUCGCCUCGAUCUCCCAGCGCACGCCAGGUGAGGAGUCCGUCCUGACCUCACCAGCCGCAAGCUACUUUGACCGCCGCUUCGACCGCCGGCGAGAGCAAUCGCCCGGCCUCGCCGGCAGCCCCAGGGACAGCUGCGCCCAUCCACCAGCCCCGCCGCGACGCGAUCCCGUACACGUGGACGGGCCACGUGCCGACGGUCCCCCCAUGUCGCGCAGCCUCCCUCCAUUAUCCGACGUGUUUGAAGGCCGGCCCAUGCUGAACGGCACCAGCCAUUCCAGCGAGGCUCCCAUGCAAAAUAUGGCGCUGCUUCCGAGGGGUCUUCAGACCGCUAGCCCAGCAACCACACCGAGCCUAAGCGGCGGCGAAUCCAGGCCGCCGUCUUUGAAGAAGGAACAGUCCUCUGCGGGCAGCAUGUCGUCAGCAAGCUCGGCAUAUAGCAGCUUUCCACGGACUCCCGUUGAGGGACCACUGCCGAUACACGCCCUCCUGUCAGGCGGGAAACCGUUCCCUCCGUACGACGUUUCCUUUGCAGCAAACUCGGCCAUCCAUGGCCGGUCAAUGUCACCCGAUGAUAGGCCUGCCAUCUACCCAUUGGAGCGACCACCCAGCGAUCCAACCCCUAGUAACCAUGCCCUGCCACACAUAAAUGGUUUGUUCGAGUCCCUUCCACCAGCGGCCUGUGAAUACGGUCAGACUGACCGAUUUCUCACAGGCUACACCAAGGGGCAUGCUCCUGUCAUGAGUCAAAACCACACACCAGUCGGCCGCCCCUCAUAUUCCCCUGCAUACAAUGAGGCGCGGUUGGCGCCGGUUGCCACACCAGUGCCCCCGCCAGCACCGGCACAGGGACCACCGCCGCGACUGGUUGGGACGAAUGAACCUGGUAUGGAUGGUAUUAGUGCCCUCCUCCAAGCGGACAAACUAGCCGACCGCCGCGCAGCAUGAGCAAACGACAAGGGUGUAGUUGAGACUGGGCUGAGGCGAGAAGAGCCUGGAUUCACAGAGGUUGAGAUACCGCACACCUCAUUGGGAAGCCCUUCACAUCCGCGGACUCGGAUUGCCACAUUUUGCGACAUGUUGGCCACAGUUCGUCGCAGCGAAGCCCGAUUGUGAGAAAUCCCGCUCCCUCGCUACGUAUGGACUGUGCGCAUCGAAUUUUUAAACGAAUACUUGCCAAAAUGGUGAAGCAAACCUGCAAGGAGGCACGCGCAGAAUAUCAAGGGAAGACCGGGCGGAGGUGUUUGUUGCGCCGGCGUUUAUUGGAUCCGAGUCCAUGGGAUCUUGUUUGAAGGCCGCAAUAGCGAACGGGGGAAGGAAGCGACUCCAACAAUCUGGACAUUAGGGACUCUUUUCUUGGACCGAGAUGCAUCAUACCACACACCGGUCCUCCACAGCCAGCGUUCAGCCGGCAGUACGAUGCCGAAAGAUUGGGAAAGGACGGUGGUGAAUGAAGGGAGAACCCGCAGGUGACAGUCUCAUUUUCAUGUGCGCGCGAGACGAGCUGUGAGUUGGAAACAGCAAAAGUCUGUCCGUCCCACUGUGCGAUUAUUGUAUCCACUGAACACCAGGGUCAGUCGGUGUGGCCGUGGAUGGAGCAAGAAGUGAGCGCGCCGUCACCACGGCACACGUAUAAGUCAGUACCAGUAGCCUCGCCUAUGGGCACUGCUGAGAAUCAAGGCUCGUGACGAGCUGGGUUCAACCAUAUAUCCACUGUAUUGUGUGUGUACUUGAGUCUAGAAGCGAAGGCACCGUGGGCCUGGCGCAGAGUCAAUGCUCGGCAACUCUGUUGAUAAUCUCGUCUCGUCUUGAUAAGGUGUAUGUAUAAAAUAGAGUUGUCGUCGGUACGGGCCGUUCUUGACCAAGGUUUUAUCGCAGUCUGUGAUUUGAUUGAAGAUCCGGAUCGGCGGUCCAGGCGCAUUCUGGGUGCAUGGCUUGUACGACCUUGUGCCCCGCGUGUGCCGUCCGCAGUCGGUGCCGCACUCGACAAAGAAUGUUUGGGUUCAUGGGAGGGAGGGUCGGGUUGUC
This is a messenger RNA of Diaporthe batatas, 4052 nucleotides long. RefSeq lists its product as uncharacterized. Gene Ontology annotation, biological process: regulation of gene expression. The transcript is spliced from 7 exons. Lineage: Eukaryota; Fungi; Ascomycota; Sordariomycetes; Diaporthales; Diaporthaceae. Gene Ontology annotation, cellular component: nucleus. The record is from RefSeq and is a predicted model, not a curated record. Gene Ontology annotation, molecular function: protein binding. Bases 1203 to 2972 code for a protein of 589 amino acids.